Aspergillus melleus is the source of this 1356-nucleotide messenger RNA. It is a transcript of the gene png1, whose product is annotated as peptide-N4-(N-acetyl-beta-glucosaminyl)asparagine amidase. NCBI's taxonomy places the organism in Eukaryota, Fungi, Ascomycota, Eurotiomycetes, Eurotiales, Aspergillaceae. Gene Ontology annotation, molecular function: peptide-N4-(N-acetyl-beta-glucosaminyl)asparagine amidase activity. The record is from RefSeq and is a predicted model, not a curated record. Gene Ontology annotation, biological process: glycoprotein catabolic process; protein deglycosylation; protein quality control for misfolded or incompletely synthesized proteins. Bases 1 to 1356 code for a protein of 451 amino acids. Gene Ontology annotation, cellular component: nucleus; cytosol. The transcript has 3 exons.
AUGGCAGACAAUAGACACCAUCACCACCACGCCCGCCGGGCGCAAACCUCCGACAACUUCGAUGCUUCCGAACUUACUCGAUCCUUCGAGCAGCUGAUGCGCAACAAGCGGUUCAAUCGUCUUCAGGAACAGUCAAGAAGCCGGUCUCGCACGCAAUCCCCCUCGCCUGGCCCCCAGCUGGCCUCUCCUGGACCCUUCCCUCCUCCCCCCUCGCGGGCACCACCACCACCCCCGACCGCGGGUGUUCAAUCUCCUCAGCUCCCGCCGCAGCCAUCAACUCCUCGGUCUUCGCUCCUACGAGGUCUCCCUAUCGUCCCGUCGCCGCCCCAGGACCCUGCGGCCUUGAAGUUCCGGAACCUCCUACACGUCUUGUCGGUCACACCAACCAAGUAUGAGAACCCGGGUCUCCUCGACGAGGCUCUCGCCCUCAUUCCUCUGGAUCGAUUGUACUCGGAGGCAGAGGAAGAAAGCCAAAUCAUGCAGGCCCAGGCCGCGAGUGUCAGGGGGAAACCUGAAUGGGGCUACCAGGAUUGCGUCAUCAGGGCUUUGUUGAGAUGGUUCAAGCGAUCUUUCUUCCAAUUUGUCAACAACCCAGCCUGCUCACAAUGCCUCACGCCUACCAUUGCCCAGGGUAUGACACCGCCAACACCGGAUGAGACUGCUCGUGGCGCUACGCGAGUCGAGCUUUACCGAUGCUCCGAGCCCACAUGCGGAGCCUACGAGCGAUUCCCGCGCUAUUCCGACGUUUGGCAGCUGCUGCAGACUCGACGAGGACGUGUUGGUGAAUGGGCAAACUGUUUCAGCAUGUUCUGCCGAGCGCUCGGAGGUCGCGUACGAUGGGUGUGGAACUCGGAAGAUUACGUGUGGACGGAGGUGUACUCUGAGCACCAGAGACGCUGGGUGCACGUUGACGCGUGUGAAGAGGCCUGGGAUCAGCCUCGUCUCUAUGCCGAAGGCUGGGGUCGAAAGAUGUCGUACUGCGUCGCCUUCUCCAUCGAAGGCGCUACCGAUGUCACUCGCCGCUAUGUGCGAAGCCCGACCAAACACGGCGCGCCGAGGAACCGUACCACGGAGGAGGUGCUUCACUGGGUCAUUCUCGAAAUCCGAAAGAAGCGCCGUGAUAACUCGUCCAAGACGGACCAACGACGACUGAUCAAGGAAGACGAGCGCGAAGAGAGAGAAUUGCGCGCUUAUACAGCAUCUGCCCUCGCUGCCGAGCUCAACAACCUGCUCCCCCGGAACCACACCAGUGGGCGAUUGGACGAACAGAAGACGCCCACGCGGCAAGACUCCGACUGGGUCAGCGCGAGACAGGCUGGACAACAUGGACCAGACCGAUCACAGGAUGGGCGGUAA